This is a messenger RNA of Acanthisitta chloris (rifleman), 2187 nucleotides long. It is a transcript of the gene LCA5, whose product is annotated as Leber congenital amaurosis 5. Lineage: Eukaryota; Metazoa; Chordata; Aves; Passeriformes; Acanthisittidae. Bases 145 to 2187 code for a protein of 680 amino acids. Gene Ontology annotation, biological process: intraciliary transport. Gene Ontology annotation, cellular component: axoneme. The record is from RefSeq and is a predicted model, not a curated record. The transcript has 7 exons.
AACUAGAAAGAUCUCGUGCUUUGGAGAUGGAGAUGAUAAACUCAAGGAAAUAAUCCAGCUGUUGCCAUUGUGACAACUGAAAGAUCCUUUGUGCCAAAAUGAGCAGUCUUUGAGAACAAUCUGGAUAGCUGUUAAAUCUGAAAAAUGGGAGAAAGAGUAAGGAGCCUGGACUCUGAACACGAGAGGGAAUCAGAUGGGGAUAGAAAUAGUGACUCCUAUUAUUCAGAUGAAGGUAAUGCAUCUCACUCAUCCAGCCAGUCACCAACACUGAGCUCUGUAUCUACAAAGCAAGAAAGAAGACAUCACAAAACACAGACUUCCAACAGCCUUGUGCACUACCAAGCCACAAAGAAAUUGGAUUCCAAAUAUGCACCAAGCAAAAGAGGGACACGGUGGGGUGUCCGUUCUCAGAGCCUCACCAGGGAUUCUCCAGCAAAAGAUAUAGAUCUUGUUACAAAAAGAGUUCUUUCUGCUAGGCUGCUGAAAAUCAAUGAGCUCCGAAAUGAACUGACUGAACUCCACAUCAAACUAGACGAGCUGCAGAAGGAAAACAGGGUGCUGAAGAGUCUUCAGCACAGGCAGGAGAAAGCCUUGAAUAAGUUUGAAGACACAGAAAAUGAAAUCUCUCAGCUCCUUUCUCGGCACAACAAUGAGAUUAGAAUAUUAAGGGAGCGUCUGCGAAAAUCGCAGGAGAGAGAACGCGCGGCCGAGAGGAGGCUGAAGGACUCGGAAGAUGAACUGUACAGAACCAAAACUGUCCUGCAGAAGCUGAAAAAGCUCUCUGCAGACAAGAACCUUGCUGAGAGACACGACCUGGCAAAGAAACUAGCCCUUGCAGAGAGCAGGCUAGAGGACAGGGAAAAAAGAGUUAAGGAUCUGGAAAGAAAUCUUGAGUUAAGCAGUAGCAGUUUUCAACGAGAGCUACAUGCAAAGAAAAAAAAGUUGUAUGAGGCUCAAGAAGAAAACAGAGUUCUCCAGGAGGAGCUUCAUCAACUAAAUCAGAAGCUGAAGGAAAAAGAAAGAGAACUUGACGCAAAAAAUAUAUAUGCUAAUCGUAUGUUGAAGCCAUCACCAAGGAAAGACAUGAAUAUCCUACAGAGGAAAAGAGGCAACAACCAAAAUAUUAAAAAAGGAGCACAGCUCACAAAAGGUGUACAAACCAGUGGGAACUUCUCGCCAGCAAAACUUCCAGCAGCAGAACUUGCCUGUAGUGACACAGUAAACAGGAAAGAAGUAAUUCUUCCUAAAAUAGAAAAAGAAACACAAGAAAAAGGAUGGAAAGAGCAAGCAGAGGUCCUAAGAGAAGACCAAGACAGGGCAAGGGAAGAGAAACUGGAAGGUUUUCAGGAAAUGCAGGCUGCAGAGGAGAGGCUUCCAAAACUUCAUGACGAAUGGGAAAGGAAAGACUAUGACAAACUGAGAAAAGAAAGCAACUUUUUAUUGGAUAAGGAAGAGAAAAUAAAGAUGGAGACAGAAAUCCACAAACCUGAAGUGGAGAGAGAAAGCACCGAAACGCUGGAAGAGAGGCAGAAAAGAGAGCUGCUGCUUGCUAAAAUGCAAGAAAUUGAUAGAGAGAUUCAAAAUACAGCAAACAUGAAAUUGACUUCCCAAGCACCACUCAUAAAUACAGCAAGAAAAUCUGACUCCCUGGAGAAAAAAGAAAAAAAUAAUCCAUUCUUUGAGAUUUUUGGGAAGGCUACUGAUGGAUUUCCUGUAAAGGACAGCCAGGAUGAUGCCACAAGAGCACAAGGGCAGAAGCAACGAAGUGUAAGGACUGUAGAUUUAAAUAGUGACUUAACAUUUGGUAGUUACGUACCUUCCUUUGGGAAAGGAUCAGGGAGACCAAGUUGGCUUACUCAAAAAAGUGAGAAGUUGGAAGAAAAUGUUGAGAAAAAUGGAGAUUUUGAUAGUAAGAAAGAAAAGAAGUCAAAUUUAAUGGAACAACUCUUUGGAAGCAGUGCCGGUACUGUUGUUCUGUCUAAAAAUAACAAUACACCACAAUUUGACAUAGUUUGGGACUCUAGUAAUACUCUUCUUGUGGAUAAAAACAGUAAAGUCAAAGAACAUGAUGACCUUCUUGGUGAAGGAAGGAACCUAAGCAGGCACCAUUUGCAGUACACUACAAGCAAGCCAGGAGUGAAAACCCUUGGUUCUUUAGAAGAUGAAAUCGAAGAAGUAGUCUUAUAG